Arxiozyma heterogenica is the source of this 936-nucleotide messenger RNA. RefSeq names its product mitochondrial 2-oxodicarboxylate carrier (gene ODC1). Gene Ontology annotation, cellular component: mitochondrial inner membrane. The transcript has a single exon. The coding region runs from base 1 to 936 and encodes 311 amino acids. Gene Ontology annotation, molecular function: ATP:ADP antiporter activity. Gene Ontology annotation, biological process: mitochondrial ATP transmembrane transport; mitochondrial ADP transmembrane transport. Lineage: Eukaryota; Fungi; Ascomycota; Saccharomycetes; Saccharomycetales; Saccharomycetaceae. The record is from RefSeq and is a predicted model, not a curated record.
AUGUCUCAAACAAAUGCCACAAAUGCAAAGGAGCCAUUACCUUUCGCAUACCAAUUCUUUGCGGGUGCUGUCGCAGGUAUCUCAGAAUUAUUAGUAAUGUAUCCAUUAGAUGUUGUCAAGACAAGAAUGCAAUUACAGACGAAUUCUCUAAGUCCAGAUGCAUACCGUGGGCUGUUCGAUUGUCUUGGAAAAAUUGUCAAAAGAGAAGGUGCAAAACAACUAUAUAAAGGUAUAACUUCUCCCAUUUUCAUGGAAGCACCAAAACGUGCCACUAAAUUUGCGUUUAAUGAAAAAUUUCAAAAAGUAUAUGGUUCAUUAUUUGGUUUAAGGAAAGGUGAAGUGAACCAAACAGUAUCUAUAUUAAGUGGUGCAUCUGCAGGUGUCACAGAAGCAUGUGUUAUCGUUCCGUUUGAACUAGUCAAAGUGAAAUUGCAAGAUGUAACAUCAAAACAAUUUAAUGGUCCAAUAGAUGUAGUUAGAAAGAUUCUUAAAACGGAAGGUAUAUUGGGUUUGUAUAGUGGUCUUGAAGCUACAAUUUGGAGGCAUGCAUUAUGGAAUUCUGGUUAUUUUGGUGUCAUUUUCCAGGUCAGAUCUUUGCUACCUAAAGUGGAGAGUCGUGUAGAUAAGAUUAGAAACGAUUUGAUUGCAGGUACUGUAGGUGGUACAGUUGGUUGUAUAUUUAAUACACCAUUUGAUGUUGUUAAAUCACGUAUCCAAAGUGAUAGUAAUUGUGUAACAGAUCCAAAUAACCCAUUGAAAGUUAUCAAGAAAUAUAAUUGGUCUGUGCCAGCUGUGAAAACAAUAUAUCAAGAAGAAGGGUUUGCUGCAUUGUACAAAGGUUUUGUUCCAAAAAUUGCACGUUUAGGCCCAGGUGGUGGUAUCCUAUUAAUUGUAUUCGGUGGAGUCACUGAAUUCCUUCAAAAGCUAAGAGAAUAA